Messenger RNA from Lactuca sativa (garden lettuce), 654 nucleotides. The record is from RefSeq and is a predicted model, not a curated record. NCBI's taxonomy places the organism in Eukaryota, Viridiplantae, Streptophyta, Magnoliopsida, Asterales, Asteraceae.
AUGACCACCACCAACCACUGGCCACCACCAAUCACAACCACCUUCCACCACCACCCACCUUUACCACCCAUCACCACUACCCCCACCCACCGACCACCACCACCACUCAUCAUCACCACCUGCCUCUACCGCCCACCAACACCACCACCAACUACCACAAUCACCACUGACCACCACCACCCAUCACCACCAUCCUCCACCACCAACGCACCCAUCACCCACCAAAACCACCAUCACACGUCUCUACCACCCCCACCACCAACCACCAAAACCUACUCGUCACCAUCCAUCAUUACCACCUAUCACCGCCACUCGCCACCACCACCACAACCAUCCAUCACCCACCAACACCACCACCCACCUCUACCACCCACCACCACCACCCGUCUCUACUACCCGUCACCACCAUUACCUACCACCAUCACCCACCAUCAUUACCACUACCACCACCCACCCACCUACCAACCACACCCGUCUCCACCACCCGCCACCACCAACCACCAGACAUCCACACCAUCACUGCCCACCAUCAACCACCACCACCAAGACCAAACAUCACCACACGCCACCACCACCCGCCAUCACCCACCCAUCAACCCAUCCACCACUCCCAUCCCACACACCACCUUUCACCAACACCUAUCACUACCUUAA